Messenger RNA from Antechinus flavipes (yellow-footed antechinus), 3335 nucleotides. It is a transcript of the gene SLC48A1, whose product is annotated as solute carrier family 48 member 1. Gene Ontology annotation, cellular component: plasma membrane; lysosomal membrane. NCBI's taxonomy places the organism in Eukaryota, Metazoa, Chordata, Mammalia, Dasyuromorphia, Dasyuridae. Bases 94 to 534 code for a protein of 146 amino acids. The record is from RefSeq and is a predicted model, not a curated record. Gene Ontology annotation, biological process: heme transport. Gene Ontology annotation, molecular function: heme binding; heme transmembrane transporter activity. The transcript has 3 exons.
AGGUCCCCGCCUAGCUUGGGCACCUGAGGCUUCGCAGCUUGUCUCCCGUGUUCUUUCGCCGCUGUGCCUCCGCUGGUUCCCGCGGCAUCACCCAUGGCGCCGUCUCGGCUGCAGCUCGGCAUUCGUACAGCUUACUCGGCGGUCGGCUGUAUGACGGGUCUUUCCGCCUUUCUCGCCUGGACCUUCGUUUUCCCCCAGCCCGCGACUGCCGCUAUGGGGGGCCUCGCAGGUGUUUUGGCGCUCUGGACUCUGACGACACACGUGAUGUAUAUUCAGGAUUACUGGCGCACCUGGCUCAAGGGCCUUCGAUGCUUCCUACUUGUGGGCAUCUUCUUCUCCACUGUCUCCGUCACCGCAUUCUGCACCUUCCUUGUCCUGGCCAUCACUAGACAUCACGGCUUGACAGAUCCCACCAGCUACUACCUCUCCUGUGUGUGGAGCUUCAUCUCCUUCAAAUGGGCCUUCUUGCUCAGCAUAUAUGCCCACCGCUACCGAGCCGACUUUGCUGACAUCAGCAUCCUUAGUGACUUCUGACCUUUGACUUCUUAGCCUCCCCGAUGGGGUGGUUCUUAGUGACUGGACUCAAUUUCUAAGAAACAAGAAUAGUUCUGUGCUUCUGUUGGGAGGCUCGGGAACAGUGGCAGAGGAUAUGCUGUUGGUGAUGGUUGGGUGGGAGGGGCAGGGAUGAGGAUCUCCCAAGAUAUUCCCUCAUGCUGUGAGCCUUAUUUCUUUUUUAAAUUCCCUAGUGUGGGAAAGGCCUUGCCACCUUGCUUCUUGGCUUGUCUAGGAAAGUAGGGAAUACUUUAUACUUUUUCAUAUGGAUCUAUUUUCUUAUCAUAAGGUAAUCCCUUUUAAAGUGGAAAAUGGAGCAGUGGAAAAGAAUGCUGUGGACUUGUGGGCAAAACAAUGGCUUAGGAAACCAUUUUUAUUGGUAAGGUCAGGAGAUGAAUGGAGGGAAAGGUAGUUUCGGUUCUUUCAGCUUGAAAGACUCUUCCCCUGUAAUUUUCUAUAAGGGCAGGAUUGGGCCUGAAGAUUGUGUUAGUGAAACUAUGGGAGCCCCUGAGAGAAGAUUUCCCAGCUUCCCUCAUUCCCUGUUCCCAAGAAGAGCCCCAAGAAGUGGAGAAAAGGGCUGUUUCCUUUCUUUUAUUCUCCCAUUAUCCUCUCUAGAGACCCUGGGUUAGGCAAUAAUCCUGCAGCUCAGAGCAGUGUUCUCUUGGGAAACCCAAAUUAGGUGCAGAUAUAUUGACAAAUGCGAGGGGCAGAUGACCCUAGAGGAGAUUUGGGAAGUUUGCAAAAAUAAUUCAGACUGGGAGGGAGGUUUCUUCCAGGUCAACCCCUAUGUGAACAUACCAGCUUACAUUCUAUUGCCCAACCAGUCUUACCUAAGCCACUUUCCUGGAGUUGAGGUAAUCUACUACAGGCCCCUUGUUUUCUUUCCUUCUUCUAGAGCUUUUAUCUUUCCCCCCUUUUUCUGGACAAAAUAACUACUUUGUAAUGCUGUGCCCUGACCCAGGGACCCUUAAUAAAUUUUUAAGGGUCUGCUAUAAAAUUUUUACAUCAUAUUGGCAUUGUGCAUGCUUCAGUUUUUAGCUCUUUGCUUCCCAUUUCUCAAACUAGUUCUUGUGCCCACCUCAACCUCAAUCAUAUACCCAUGUCACUGCAACUUUAAGAAAAAUACAACAAACAGCUGUUUUAUCAUUAAAUGGCCUCUGGGUAUCACUUGUGUGUGGGAGAGCUUCUGAGGAGACUUGAGGAUAACAGUAGAAUGAAGGGACUGCUAGGAAUGGGAGUCAUCAGAGGUUGGAAGGUUAUCUUUUCAUAGAAUCACACAGAGGGAAAAUGAGGUGAGGAUAUUCAUGGCUUUAGGCAUGAAGUAGCUAGGUGUUAUAGGGAGUAGAGAAUUGGUUUGGACAUACACCUCUAGCUGUGGGAUCCUGAGCUUAACUCUCAUCUGUAAAAUGGGGAUAAUACCUCCCUCCCAGGUUGGUUAUGAGAAUAAAGUGAGAUAAUAUUUGUAAAGUAUUUUGCAAACAUUAAAAAACUAUAAAUGCUAGUUAUUAGAACGAGGGAAGGGAACAAGCAUUUUAAAGUAUCUAUUAUAUAUUAAGCACUGUGCUAUGCAUGCAAGAUCUUAUUUGAGCCUCACAGCAAUCCUGUGAUAUGGGUACUGUUAUUGUCCCCACUUUACAGAUGAAGAAACUUGAGUCAGACAGGUAAAUCUCUUGCCCAGGGUCCCAUAGCUAAUGAAUAUUUAAGGCUAGAUUAUAAUUGGUCUUCCUGACUCUUGGUCUAGUAUUCUUAUCUGCUACUCCAGGGAGCUUCUUAUAUUAUGUGAUAAUAUACAUUCUUAUGGAGUUGUCAAUAUACUUUAUUCUAGAUUUAUAUUUUAUUAAAUUUUAAUAUAUUAUUACUGGAUCAAGAUAGCCUGGGCCUGUCAUGGUGCUCAUUGUUUGUUUUGCAGUCCCAAGGAACCAGAAAGAGAGGGAAAGGAAGAAAGAACUAGGGCUUUUCAGAUCCUGGAAGGAUCUCUGCUUCACCUUCUUUUCUCCCCAGCAGGUGAUGUGUUCUUAGGAAUAAUCUGCACCACAACUAACUUUGUAACUUACUGUCCCCUUCCCUGUCACAGGGUUUAGACCUUGGUUACUGGCAGCAUUUAAUUUCUCUGCUUAAUGCAAUGAGCCUCCAAGAGCCACUGCUAUAUUGCUUUUUUCUUUGUACUUCAAUAAUUUGUCCCUUUCUAAUACUGUGUAUUCUGUCUAUGGAAUGAUGCCUGAUCAAACAUGUAGAAGAUAUAGAAGAAAUAGUAUCUCUAGAUUUUGGAGAGUCUACCUUUCUCUGGCACAGUGGACUAAGCACUGGUUUUUGGAAAUAGAAGUUCAGGGUUAAAAUCUAGUACUUAUUAUCCAUGUGUCAUUGGGAGAGUCAUUUAAUCUCUGGACUUCAGUUUCGUCACCUAUAAAAUAAAGAGAAUAGGUGAAGAUACCUUCCACCUAUGGUUCUAAAAGAGUUGACGGUAUUCUUUCAGAAAGAUGGGCUGGCACUGGCACCCACAGCUUGGGGGAGUGGGAAUAGAAGGGAGUUAAGCAAAUAUUAGAACCAAUCUGAUUAUUUUCAGAAAGGUGAAUAUGAAUGAAAAACCAAGUACAAAAAUUGCCACAUCAUCUCCCAAAUUCUCUUUUCUAUGUCUGACCUACAUCUGUGCUCCCAUGUAUUCACAUAUGUAAGAAUACACACACUUAUGCACUUUAUGUGCAUAGUGUGUGCAUACACUUUAACCAAUUCAUCACUAGGAGGUCCUUAUGCAAUUUUAAAGCAAAUAAACUUUUAUUCAGGUU